Molecule: messenger RNA, 1317 nt
Organism: Cygnus atratus (black swan)
Lineage: Eukaryota; Metazoa; Chordata; Aves; Anseriformes; Anatidae
Product: interferon alpha-inducible protein 27-like protein 2A
Exons: 6
Coding region: 861-1160 (99 amino acids)
Biological process (GO): apoptotic signaling pathway
Cellular component (GO): mitochondrion; membrane
Source: RefSeq, a predicted model, not a curated record
GCGAGGCGCAGCCCAACGCCGGGCCCCCACCGGGCAGGGGCAUCAGGAACCCCCACGGCUCUGAGCGUUGCUGCGUCAGCUGCCAGGGCUGUCAUCGGGUCCCUGCUGUGACCCCGUGGAUCCCCAGCAAAACCCCACUGGUGGCUGCGUCCACUGCCCUGGAUCCCCCCACAGACCCCUGGGUCUCUCCUGUGACCCCCCUGGAUCUGAGCCUCCAAAUAAAGGCGUUGGAUCCUGUUGAUCCUGUUGUGGUUUAAGCUGAGCCCCGCACAGCCGCUUGCGCGCUGCCCCCGUGGGGUGAGGCAGAGAAUGAGGAAGGUAAAAGCAAGAAAAUGCCUGGUUUGAGAUAAAGACAGCGCGUCAGGUAAAGCAAAGCUGCCCCUGAGGCAAAGCAAAACUAGGGCUUCGGUCCCUCCCAGAGGCACGCAGGAGUGGGGCCGCUUCUAGGAAAUCGGAGUCCAUCGGUGUCAUGCUGACUCAGGAAGACCAACGCCUCACUCCGACAGCCCCUCCUUCACUUUCCCCUGCCCAGUUUUGUUGCUGAGCACUGUGACAUAGGAAAAUGGGAUCUCCCUUUGGCAGCCGGGGUCGGUUCUGCUGCCCGGGUCCCCUCCACGCUGCUUGAGCUCCCCCGGCUCCUCGCAGAGUGAGGACUGGGGACGUCCUGGCCUGCCUGAGCACCUCUCAGCAGCUUCCCGAGCCCCGCUGCAUCGCCCGUGUGGCUUUUCUACACAAAUCGAAACCAUGUCAGUUCCUGUGACAAAGCUGAACAUUAACCAAGAGGAAAACAAACCGGCCUCCUCCUCCCGGGCUGAGAUCGUGCUGAGGGCAGACAGGCACUGCAAGCACAGCAGGCAGCGAUGACAAUUGAAAUCACAAAAGCGAUUAUUGGGGCCACUGCUGGAGCAGGAAUGGCGCUCUUUGGCAUCCCAACAUGCAUCUCUGCGUUGGGUUUUAAGGCGGCCGGCAUCGCCGCGGGGUCCAUAGCUGCCAAGAUGAUGUCGGCGGCUGCCAUAGCCAACAACGGAGGAGUGGCUGCCGGCAGCACCGUGGCCGUGCUGCAGUCGGUCGGAGCCGCAGGACUCUCUCUUGGUGCCAAAAUUGGGCUGUCAUCAGCCCUGGGGUCACUUGGUGCAGCACUUGGAGCCAAGUUGUCCUAGGGGAGCACAGCUCCAGGUGACAAACCCAAGGAAAGCCAGGAGGCAGCGGACGGCACCGGAAAGUGCCCCGCCAGCCCACCUCUGCAGCCGUGCAGGGAGCUGCCGACCCACUUGAGCACUGAGCACAUGGAAAACAAUAAAAAUGGCUUUGCAGGUG